AAUGUCAAUUACAGACCCUGUAUUCAAUAAAAAUUAGGUACUUAUUUCGUUGCCUUUGCGAUAAUUAAGCUGCAUUUCGACUGCAGCUACCCACUAGUGAAGUAAAGUUGGUUUGGCUAAGACAUUUCUCAUUGCUUUGGGAUAAACUUUCUCAUUGUUUUAAACAUUUAAAAAAAAAAAGGCAUAAAUUUCAAAUAAUAAAUAAAUAAUUAUUUUUUAAUAAAUUUGUUAUCAUAACGAAAUAAGAAGCGAAAUUCAUAUUGUAAAAAAAAUGUUGAUAAAAAUUUAUGUUACACGGAUUUGAAUGUCACGUUCGGUUUCCGAUUUUCUUAUUCCGACCGUAGGAUGCAGUUUUUUGAAAAAACAAAGUUUUAAAUAUAAAAAGGAUAGCUGUAUAAAAAAGUGAAACUUGAUAUUUAUUUCUUGAUAUCUGCAAGUCUGUAUUUAAAGAAAUUUAAUCGCCUAGUUAAUUAAUCCGAAACGUUGACAAUAAUGAGAACUUGGGCCUCUGGUAGUAACAAUAUUUCACAUCAAUUAUUGAAACGUGAGAACAACAUCGAAAAUGGCAAUAUUCCGCAGGACUUUAUGUCCAAUUUGUAUCGUUCCCGUUUUAGCGUUGCUAAAAAUUUGUACAAAACUGAUUUGGUGGCACAUUACGGUUGUGUAAAUGCUCUGGAGUUCUCCAAUGGUGAUAGCAAAUUUCUCGCUUCUGGUGGCGAUGACAGACGUGUCCUUAUAUGGGAUAUAGAGAAAUCACUGGCUGGAUUGGGUACUCCCCGUUGUCACCUUACUGAGCAUAAUAGUAAUAUAUUUUGUUUAGCAUUUGAUAAACCAAAUCGUAAAAUUUUAUCUGGCAGUAAUGAUAAUCUUGUUUUAGUGCACGACCUGGAAAGCACAAAGUUGGAUAAAGUUUUUAUACUUGAAAAGCCAGUAUAUGGACUUUGUGUUGAUCCAAAAUGUGAACACGUUUUUGCAAGUGCUUGUGAAGAUGGUCAAGUCCUAAUAUAUGAUCAACGACAAAAUGACGAUCCAUUUGUUUUGGCAUCUCUAUCGGCCUCAAUACAUGCGGUGGAGUACCAUCCUAUUGAUAGCAAUUUUCUAAUAAGUGCAAAUUCUACAAAAGGUUCUGCUCUAUGGGAUCUUCGUAAACCCAAUAAUGCUGUUUUGCAAUAUGGUAAAGAAGAGAAAUCAACGAGUUGCAUGAGUGUACGGUUUAACUAUAAUGGCACUCUAGUUUUAUCAUUGUCUCGUCGUCUCCCACCAAUACUGUAUAACAAAAAUUCUCCAAUACCUGUUUGCACUUUUUACAGUAAAACAUAUUAUAAUUCGUGCACAAUGAAAAGCUGUACAUUUGCAGGAACAGAUGAUGAGCUAAUUAUGUCCGGUUCAGACGACUUCAACUUAUAUGCAUGGCGUUUAACCGAUAUUGAUGUGGAAGGUGUAAAUCAAUGGGUUGAAAACCCACAAAUGGUUUUAUAUGGUCACCGAUCUAUUGUUAAUCAAGUACGAUAUAACCGUGAAAAAUGUCUUAUAGCUUCCUCAGGAGUUGAUAAAUCCAUAAAGAUUUGGAGUCCAUUUCAGCAAAGUAAUUGGUCUGGUUCAUUGCUCAAAAGAGCUUCUUGUUCAGAUGACCCUCGUCCUAUUUAUCGUUGUGGAAACAUACCAGAUAUGGGUGUACUGGUUAAUAAUCCUAAUAAUAAUACAACUAGAGAAGAUCCGCGAAUGUUGGCAUUUUUUGAUAAUUUGGUACAACAGGAAAUUGAACAAUGGGGGACUGCUUCAUCUUCAUCUGAAGAUUCAUCAUCAACAGAUACGGGUUACAGUUUUUCGUCAGUUGAGAACGAAAAAUCAAAUCGUAUAACAUAUCUAAUUGCCACCAAGCGAGAAACGCUUCGUCAAAAGGCAAUUAAACAUGCGUCAUUUGGCAGUGCCACUUUAAAAAGACUCAAAAAACACAAAAAAAAUACAUCUGAUGAUAACGUUAAUAAACAAUGUAACAACUCUCUUCCGCUUAAUAAUGAUACAAUCGUUGAGGAACCUCCAACUACAAGUACUGGCAUUAUCACUAAAGAUAACACAAAACGUAUACCCGCAAAAAAGUUAAAAUUAGGAAAUUCUUUUAAUCGAAACAACGAGCAGAGGUUUGCAGCAAGUAACGCUGGAGUUAGUAAAUCGACUGCGGAUAUUCAAAAUAUUACUAGCAUAAACUCAGCUAACAAUAAUGUUAGCUAUUCACAUAGUGAAAAUAGAAAACAUACUGCUAUGAAACGCCCGCACCGACAAAGCCGCAUUAAAGCCCGCUGCUACCGUAAAAACAAUAUUCAAGAGUCUGAUAGUGAAUAAGUUUUAGUUUAUAUGUAUUCAUACGUUUUUUGCAUAUUAUAUAUCUUGUAUUAAUUAUUUAAACUACAUAUAUAUA
Teleopsis dalmanni is the source of this 2419-nucleotide messenger RNA. Its product is annotated as DDB1- and CUL4-associated factor 5-like. Lineage: Eukaryota; Metazoa; Arthropoda; Insecta; Diptera; Diopsidae. The transcript is spliced from 9 exons. Gene Ontology annotation, biological process: negative regulation of fatty acid biosynthetic process. Gene Ontology annotation, cellular component: Cul4-RING E3 ubiquitin ligase complex; cytoplasm. The record is from RefSeq and is a predicted model, not a curated record. Gene Ontology annotation, molecular function: protein binding. The coding region runs from base 493 to 2343 and encodes 616 amino acids.